AUGAUGGUCACUGAUAACAUACUUGCCAUGGCUCGCCCAUCCACCGAGCUCAUUGAAAAGUACCACAUCAUCGAGCAGUUCCAAAGCUGUGGCAUAAAAACAGUAAUUAACCUUCAGCGUCCUGGUGAGCAUGCUAGCUGUGGGAACCCUCUGGAACAAGAAAGUGGUUUCACUUACCUUCCUGAAGCUUUCAUGGAGGCCGGCAGUAAGUUCCUUCCCAGUGCUCCUCUUCAUGAAUUAUCAAGGACAGCACUUAGAGACUCCUUUCUGCUCUGUGUUUUAAUAGCGUGUUACUUAGUUUUUGCAACAAGAAUGACUGCUGACCAAGCAAUUCUAUUUGUUCGGGCAAAGCGACCCAAUUCCAUACAAACUAGAGGACAGCUACUAUGUGUAAGAGAAUUUACACAGUUUCUGAUUCCUCUUCGCAAUAUAUUUUCUUGCUGUGAUCCCAAAGCACAUGCUGUCACCUUAGCUCAAUAUCUGAUCCGCCAGCGUCAUCUGCUUCAUGGUUAUGAAGCACGACUUCUGAAACAUGUGCCAAAAAUUAUUCACCUAGUUUGCAAAUUGCUGCUGGACUUAGCUGAGAACAGGCCGGUGGUGAAGGAGGAAGUGUUAGAAGUACCAGACCUCUCUGCUGAAAUUGAAAAGACAGUUUCUGAGAUGGUCACAGUGCAACUGGAUAAAGAGUUAAUGAGGCAUGACAGUGAUACAUCAGAUGCUUUCACCCCCACAGCAGCAUCGGCAGCUUUUGAGAAUCAGGAUGUCCUUCUUUCCACUGAGCAAGAACUUGAUCCCCUUUGGAAGAGGAGGAAUGUUGAAUGCCUUCAACCACUGACUCGUUUGAAAAGGCGGCUCAGCUACAGUGACUCAGAUUUAAAGCGGGCUGAGUUACUUUUGGAGCAAGGUGUGACUCCAUGGACAGUGCCUGCCCAAGUCUUGCUUUGCCAUAACCUCAAGCAACAGAAAAUCAUAAGCCAUUGUUACAUUCCACAGUCUCCACAGCUAGAUUUAAAUAAAGAAACGCUGGUACACAAUACAUUUUCUUUCUGGAAUCAGGCUAAGUUUGGAGGUUUGGAAGGACUCAAAGAUGAUGAAUUACCACUUUUCCAGAGGAGGGAUAUUUCAAAGGAAAUACAGCGGAGUAGAACCUUUUCUUCAGGUGUCUCAGGUUUAUACAACCCUGGAGAACCAGUUACACCCAACUUUGUAAAUGUCCAUAAGGAACCAAACCAUUCUCACCAACAGGUGGACCACUGUCAGUGCAAAAGUCAUUGCAGUUGGGGCCAGGAGUCCAUCCUGGCAGGUGGUGGAACUUGCUGCCCCCCUCCAGACUGUGACUCUACUCCUAAAGUGAAAUUCCGCAUUGGACAUGAAAACAAAGAGAGCGAAAAUCUGGCUGAAGUAGCUCCACAGGUUGCCUUGCAAACUGAAUUGAGUGUUGAAGCAAGGAGAAUACUGGCAGCCAAAGCCCUGGCAAAUUUAAAUGAGUUUGUAGAAAAGGAAGAACUGAAAAGGAAGGUAGAAAUGUGGCAGAAAGAACUAAAUUCCCGAGAUGGAGCUUGGGAAAAAAUAUGUGGUGAACGGGAUCCUUUCAUCCUAUGCAGUUUGAUGUGGUCUUGGGUGGAACAACUGAAGGAACCUGUAAUAACCAAAGAGGACGUGGACAUGUUGGUUGACAGGAACGCAGAUGCCGCUGAAGCGCUGUUUUUAUUAGAGAAGGGACAGCACCAGACGAUUCUUUGUGUUUUACAUUGCAUAGUGAAUCUGCAGACAAUUCCUGUGGAUGUGGAGGAAGCUUUCUUGGCCCAUGCCAUUAAAGCUUUCACUAAGGUUAAUUUCGAUUCUGAAAACGGACCAGUAGUUUACAACACCCUAAAGAAAAUAUUUAAACACGCACUGGAAGAGAAAAGAAAAAUGACAAAAGAUGGCCCAAAGCCUGAUGUUUAG
Messenger RNA from Trichechus manatus latirostris (Florida manatee), 1947 nucleotides. It is a transcript of the gene PTPDC1, whose product is annotated as protein tyrosine phosphatase domain containing 1. Gene Ontology annotation, molecular function: protein tyrosine phosphatase activity. Lineage: Eukaryota; Metazoa; Chordata; Mammalia; Sirenia; Trichechidae. Bases 1 to 1947 code for a protein of 648 amino acids. Gene Ontology annotation, cellular component: cytoplasm. The transcript is spliced from 7 exons. The record is from RefSeq and is a predicted model, not a curated record. Gene Ontology annotation, biological process: cilium assembly.